This is a messenger RNA of Galdieria sulphuraria, 864 nucleotides long. RefSeq lists its product as uncharacterized. Bases 15 to 830 code for a protein of 271 amino acids. The record is from RefSeq and is a predicted model, not a curated record. NCBI's taxonomy places the organism in Eukaryota, Rhodophyta, Bangiophyceae, Galdieriales, Galdieriaceae. The transcript is spliced from 2 exons. Gene Ontology annotation, biological process: mRNA processing.
UGUCGAUUGUGUUUAUGGAAGAAGAAGAAGAAGAGGAUAUUUAUGGCGAUUAUGAACAAACGACGCAACCACAAAACAAACAAGAAGAUUCACUGAGCGAUGAAGAAACAAAGCACGACGUUCUUGCCCAAGAAGUUGAAGGUGGUGAUAGUUCGAGCGAUGAAGAUGACGUGAAUAUAGUUUUGGAGCCUUCUUCUACAUAUUAUGGAGGAGAUACUUCUACUGGUGACUCGAAAGGACUGUUCGUUGGUGGAACAACGACGAGACAUUGGCAACGUCCAGGUUAUUCUUCUACAGCAGAGGGUGGUAUUGUAGGCUCUGGUGUGAGUGCUUAUAGUAGAGGAGGUGUCGAUUUAUCUCUAGUGCCUAAACCUCCAACAGACUUUCCUGGAGCCCACGUUGAUUAUAGCGUAUUUGAAAAUGAGAUUGACUCGUUAGAAGAGAAGCCUUGGCGUGAAAAGGGUGCAGAACUGAGUGACUAUUUCAACUAUGGCUUUACAGAAGAUACUUGGAGAGAAUAUUGUAGAAGACAACAAAUGAUGAGGCUUUAUUCUCAAAGUUUGAUGCCUAUUCGUACUCUAGACUCUGGUGGUCCUCUUCACAAUAUAGACUCUCCAAAUGAACCCAGUCGUAAAGUACCGCGUGGACAACAGAAUCGAAGAUUGACUCCUGCAUACUCAACUUUGAGGAAUAACUUUGAUUCUAAAUUCUAUUCCGAUGGAAAUGAGUCAUUCUCUUCUGAUUAUGUCCGUUACUCAAGGCCUGAACAAACGGAUGGAGACGAUGUUAUUUUGACUUUGACAAAACCAACCAGCGUUGAUGAGUCUUAGUAGUAGUUGUCUCGAGAUAUCCAAACAAAAUAGA